This is a messenger RNA of Cuculus canorus (common cuckoo), 831 nucleotides long. Its product is annotated as homeobox protein CDX-4. The transcript is spliced from 3 exons. Gene Ontology annotation, biological process: embryo development; cell differentiation; animal organ morphogenesis. Gene Ontology annotation, cellular component: nucleus. NCBI's taxonomy places the organism in Eukaryota, Metazoa, Chordata, Aves, Cuculiformes, Cuculidae. The coding region runs from base 1 to 831 and encodes 276 amino acids. Gene Ontology annotation, molecular function: RNA polymerase II transcription regulatory region sequence-specific DNA binding; DNA-binding transcription factor activity, RNA polymerase II-specific. The record is from RefSeq and is a predicted model, not a curated record.
AUGUAUGUGAGUUACCUUUUGGAUAAAGAGACCAGCAUGUACCCAGGAUCUGCGAGGGGUAACAGCAACCUGCCAGUGCAGAACUUUGUGUCUACUCCAGCCUAUUCCGAUUACAUGGGAUAUCAUCAUGUGCCAACUCUGGACGCCCAUGGACAGCCGGCGGGAGCCUGGGGAUCUCACUACGGCCCACAGAGGGAGGACUGGAACGCUUACGGCCCAGGACCUUCCAGCACGGUGGCUGCGGCACAGCUCAAUGGCUCGCCUCCUGCCCAGGUCUCCUACAGCUCUGCUGAUUACAGCUCCCUUCAUCCUGCUGGAGCUGGGGGGUUGCCGCCUGUAGAAACAAUUAAUGCACAGCAAAUCUCUCCCAGCAGCCAAAGGCACAGCUCUUACGAGUGGAUGAGGAAAACGGUGCAAUCCACUUCUACAGGUAAAACAAGAACAAGAGAGAAGUACCGCGUGGUUUACACAGAUCAUCAGAGACUAGAAUUAGAGAAGGAAUUUCAUUACAACAGAUACAUUACAAUCAGGAGGAAGUCUGAACUUGCUGCAAACCUAAGGCUUUCUGAGAGACAGGUGAAAAUCUGGUUCCAGAAUCGCAGAGCCAAAGAAAGAAAAUUAAUGAAGAAGAAAAUGACUCAUUUUGAUGGCAGCAAUCUUGCUUCUAUGCAGAGUGACUCUGGCUCCGUGAGCCCGAUGCCAGUUCCUGACCAACAGACUCAUUCAGAAAUGCCCAGUUCCUUAUUCACCCCUCCACCUCCUCCAGCUCCGCUUCCCAUGAAUGGUUUGCAGCACAACGGGAACCUGCAGCAGGUGGUGGCCUCGCAGUAA